Molecule: messenger RNA, 773 nt
Organism: Dioscorea cayenensis subsp. rotundata (Guinea yam)
Lineage: Eukaryota; Viridiplantae; Streptophyta; Magnoliopsida; Dioscoreales; Dioscoreaceae
Product: ATP synthase protein MI25
Exons: 2
Coding region: 1-711 (236 amino acids)
Biological process (GO): proton motive force-driven ATP synthesis
Molecular function (GO): proton transmembrane transporter activity
Source: RefSeq, a predicted model, not a curated record
AUGGGUCAAUCAUUUGCUUCAUUAGUUCCAACAGUGGCAGCUGCAGAAUCCGCUAUUAGAUCAGCCAUUUUUGUUAUUACUUUUCGAGUCCGAGGGACUAUUGCUGUCAAAUCUAUAAAUUGCAUUCAAGUGAGAUUUAGUUCAACAGAUAUGCUGGAUAGAAAGAUGCUAUUUGCUGCUAUUCCAUCUAUUUGUGCAUCAAGUCCGAAGAAGAUCUCAAUCUAUAAUGAAGAAAUGAUAGUAGCUCGUUGUUUUAUAGGCUUUCUCAUAUUCAGUCGUAAGAGUUUAGGUAAGACUUUCAAAGUCACUCUCGACGGGAGAAUAGAGUCUAUUCAGGAAGAAUCGCAGCAAUUCUCCAAUCCUAACGAAGUCAUUCCUCCGGAAUCGAAUGAACAACAACGAUUACUUAGGAUCAGCUUGCGAAUUUGCGGCACCGUAGUAGAAUCAUUACCAACGGCACGCUGUGCGCCUAAGUGCGAAAAGACAGUGCAAGCUUUGUUAUGCCGAAACCUAAAUGUAAAGUCAGCAACACUUCUAAAUGCCACUUCUUCCCGUCGCAUCCGUCUUCAGGACGAUAUAGUCACAGGUUUUCACUUCUCAGUGAGUGAAAGAUUUGUCCCCGGGUGUACGUUGAAAGCUUCUAUCGUAGAACUAAUUCGAGAGGGCUUGGUAGUCUUAAGAAAGGUUCGGGUGGGGGGUUCCAUUUGUUAAGAAUAAAGAAGAGGAAUAGAAUCUAAUUAAAGUGUUCAUGCUAACAGAAGAGCGGAUCCAAU